This is a messenger RNA of Clunio marinus, 1381 nucleotides long. The record is from the annotation of a GenBank genome assembly. NCBI's taxonomy places the organism in Eukaryota, Metazoa, Arthropoda, Insecta, Diptera, Chironomidae.
AAUCUUGAUUGAGAGUUGGAUAAGUGAAAAAGGAAAUCGAGGAAAAUAUUUGGAUUUUGAUAUUUUUCAUGAAAAGUUAUUAAAUAUUAAUUGACAUCUAUUGCAAUGGCUUACAAUAGAAAUCCCGUGAAAUACACGCCUACAUGGCAACCAAAUUUUUCAGGAGGAAAUUUAACUGUCGUUGAUAAAGUUCUACCAGAGAUGCUUUUCCUAAUUGAUCCCCAUUGGAAUCAAUUUCCACCAAUGAAUUCAUUGUGGCAUUCGAUCCUUGGAUUUGCUAUUGGAAUGUUUUCUGUCAUGGCAAUGCUUGGAAACAUGUGCGUGAUUUACAUUUUUCUCAAAACAAAAUCACUUCGGACACCUUCAAAUCUUUAUGUUGUGAAUUUGGCAUUCUCGGAUUUUAUGAUUAUGUUCACGAUGGCACCACCAAUGAUAAUCAACUGCUACAAUGAAACGUGGGUGUUUGGACCAAUGAUGUGUCAAAUAUAUGGAAUGUGUGGAUCUCUGUUCGGUUGUGUAUCUAUUUGGACGAUGAUAGUGAUUGCUUUCGAUCGCUACAAUGUCAUCGUUAAGGGUUUGUCAGCUACACCUUUGACAAAUGGUUCAGCUGUGUUUAAAAUAUUCUUGGUGUGGCUCUCUUCGGCUAUUUGGACUAUUGUGCCCUUGUUCGGAUGGAAUCGUUAUGUUCCAGAAGGUAACAUGACUGCAUGUGGAACUGAUUAUCUCAGCAAAGGAUGGGAAAGUCGAUCUUACGUGUUUCUUUAUGGAGUUUGGGUUUAUUUUCUCCCACUUUUGAUGAUCAUGUAUGCUUAUUAUUACAUCCUAAAAGCAGUCGGUAAACAUGAGAAAAACAUGAGAGAACAAGCCAAGAAAAUGAAUGUCGCUUCAUUGAGAUCUGAAAAAGAAUCGAGCAAAAAUAUUGAAUAUAAGUUAGCGAAAAUAGCAUUGAUGACAAUCUCAUUGUGGUUCAUGGCUUGGACUCCUUAUUUGAUCAUCAACUUUGCAGGCAUAUUUGACGUCUUAGCAUUGACUCCUGUGGCAACCAUUUGGGGAUCAGUUUUUGCUAAAGCCAACGCAAUUUACAAUCCAAUUGUGUAUGGAAUUAGCCACCCUAAAUAUCGUGCUGCACUCGUAAAGACAUUCCCAUCAUUGGGAUGUGGAGAAGUUGAAAAUUCUCACGAACUUCGAUCAACAGUUUCUGACAUUACUGCUAUUCCAAAUGAAGAAAUAUCAACUACAGCAUAAAUAUGUUUACUCAAAAUUUAUCAUAAUACAUUUAUAUUGAACAAAAAACCUAAAAAAAUUAUAAAAAUAACUUGUCAGUUGUUGUGAUAAACAAGCAAAUAAAUAUUUUAUCUAUAUGACAUUAAUCAUUGAAAAA